Nematolebias whitei (Rio pearlfish) is the source of this 2561-nucleotide messenger RNA. It is a transcript of the gene fignl2, whose product is annotated as fidgetin like 2. Lineage: Eukaryota; Metazoa; Chordata; Actinopteri; Cyprinodontiformes; Rivulidae. The transcript is spliced from 3 exons. Bases 215 to 2284 code for a protein of 689 amino acids. The record is from RefSeq and is a predicted model, not a curated record. Gene Ontology annotation, molecular function: ATP hydrolysis activity; microtubule severing ATPase activity; ATP binding.
GGAAAAAAGGCAUAGCAGUGCACACACACAGGUCCGCUCUGCUCGGGGGAUUAUCCUAGUGCUUUCAGAUCUGAUGGAGGACAUGCAGGCAUGAACAGGGUUGUUCUGUUGUCAGUGCAAGCUCAUGUCAGUGAUGGACUACAGCCGGACCUGCGCUAACCUUAGCUGGCAUUCAUGAAACAGCUUUCCUCCUCACCGAGACCAGCUCCACAGAAUGCUGAGUCCUAUUGUCCCUUAUAGCCUGUUAAAGAUGCACUGGAACCCAGAGCAUGCCCAGUCCCUCAGCCAGUGGCCUGAGCAGCACCUGGACGUCUCCUCCACCACCUCCUCUCCUGCUCAUAAGUCAGAUUUAUAUUCUGGCCGCGGCCGCAGCUCCAGCUACAACUACGCUUGGGCCAAUGAUGACAUCUCUGCCCUCACAGCCUCAAAUCUGCUAAAGCGCUACGCUGAGAAGUACGCUGGCGUGCUGGACUCCCCAUAUGACAGGCCUCCUACUGUGGCUACCUACCCAGAACCAGGUGGCUUUGGGGGCCUUAAUGGCCAGAAGACAGAGCUGGAACCUUGGUCACUGAUGCACAACACUGACACCUCCUAUCCCUUGGCUCCUCCUGGAUGCCACGAGAGCCUUUCAAGCUCUAAGACUGUAGCCACAUCCACUGGCCCUCCUGGCGGUGGCAACGUUUCAGCAGUGAACAGUAAUCUCUCAGACUCUGCUUACAGUGGUAGCAGCUCUUGCACUGGUUCCAGUGAGUAUCCCUCAAGCUAUCAUGGCACCUAUCUUUCCUCAGGGUUCUGUCCGCAGCCCAGCGCAGCACUUCCCCCCACCUCCCUCCACACUCUGCAGUCCACACCCACUUUGGUACCCAGCUACAGCCCAAACACACCAGUUUAUAACUACCCACCCAGUGCAUACCCUCCCCAGACCAGCCUGGCUUCAAGCUACAGUCAACCCUCUGCAACUUACCUCCCCUCAGGUCUGCCAGCUCCUACCCCUGUUCCCCCAAGGCCCACAGUGGUAGGAGGCACUUAUAGCUACCAAAGCGCCAGCCUUGAGGCAUCUGAGUCUGGAGGGACAUUAAAAAGAAAGGCAUUUGACAUUAGCGUCGAGGAGGAUGACAGCGGAGACAGGUCUCGUUACAGAAAAUAUAGAUAUGACCCCUUAAAGGGUGGUGGAACUUCUCCCUACAGUGUGAACGACAAAACAGAGUGUUGUGGAAAUGGCUUCAGCAGCUCAGGCAGUGCAGACCCCCAAACAUUCAAGCCUAGUAAGCUCUCCUCUCAGCCCCUGGUGUCCCCUGAGUUUGCAGCAGGAGGGGAAUAUAGCCCUCCAGCUGGCAUGACAGGGGACAGUGGGGUGACAGAGCAGGGCUUCACCCAGCAGCAACAUCGCUCUCAGGCACUCAAACGCCCUCCAUUAUGUACUCCAACUGUUGAGACCGUGAAGAGUCCAGACCCCCGAAUGUUGGAGCUCAUCAAUGGAGAGUUAUUAGACUGCAGCCCCACGCUGCUCUGGAGUGAACUAUUAGGGCUCACCCAUGUAAAGGCUGCACUGGAGGAGGACCUAAUUUGGCCCGUUUUGAGGCCCAGUCCAGUGGUGCAGCCACCAAGAACCAUCCUGCUGUUUGGCCCCAGUGGAGGGGGUAAGAUGACACUGGCUCAGUCAUUGGCCUCACAGUUGGGGGCUUCUUUUUAUCGUGCCAGUGGAGCAAUGCUGGCCACCAAGGGGAAGUUGGAAGCAGAACACAUUCUGGGUUCUCUGCUGCAGGUGGCAGAGGCACGGCAACCCUCUGUAGUGCUGCUUAGUCAGGUGGAGGCCAUGGAGGAGGAUGCGCUGAGGCAGAUCCUGCUGACGACCCUGGAGAAAGCCCAGGUGGGGACCACAGGUCUGGUCAUUUUUGUAUGUGCUACUGGAAGGCCGGAUCUAUUGCCAGAAGCGGUACAUCGGAGCUUCGCCAAGAGAUAUUAUGUUGGUCUACCAGAUGUGGGAAUUCGUCAGCAUGUGCUGCUGCAGGCCCUGACACCCCAAGGCUGCAGCCUGCAUGAAAGGGAGCUGAACGCUGUGCUGCAGCGCACAGAAGGCUUUUCAGUGUGGGAGCUGCUGCAGCUCAGCCAGCAGGCACUUUCCUCAGCGUCCUCCCAAACUGGAGUUAUGCACCGCCUUGCCACACCCCCCAAACCCCCAGACUUCACUGAUUUUGAGAAUGCCUUCUGCAAGGUGCGGCCACACACCACCACAAAAGAACUAGACACUUGUUUGGAGUGGAGCAAGAUGUAUAGCCACUGAGACAGCAGCCAGUCAUUGUGCUCGGACUGCCAUGUGUUAGUUUUGGCUUAAAGAGCCACGGGAAUGUUUUAUUUUUGCUUUUUCAAUUUCAGAUUAUGCAGCAACACGAGUAAGAAGAGCUCAACAACAGGAGAAUGCUGACAGAUUUGUUCUAAUGGUAGGAGCAUACCAAAACAUACUGUUUUGUUUUGCCCACUUAAUUACGUUAUUCCCAAAGAAAGAUGAGUGAUGAAGUGGUGUAUUUUUUUGUUGUUGUUUUUUUUUUUUUUUGUCAUUU